CAAGUACAAGUCACUGCGAAGAGGAUACGGUACUGAAACUAAGAGAGAAGCUUGAAAGUAUGGAAACAAAACUACAACAAGAAUUAAUCUGCUGCCAAUGCAAGGAAGAUGAAAAUAAUCUUUUGGAGCAGAAAAUAGCAGAAAGGAAAGCAGCCCGGGAGAACCGUGAAGCGGAAGAGGGUAGAAUAAAGCAGCUUGAAGAGAAAAUACUCAGCCUCAAAGCCGAUAUGGACAAGAACAUGGUAGAGCGAAGUGAGGUAGAAAAUCAUAAGAAAGCCAUUGAAGAGCAAGCUAGGAGUCAACUCAUGGAAAAAAUAAACCAAGAGAACCAAGUCUUACGGGAACUAGCUGCCUCUGAGCAACAGAAAGAUCAGGAAAGACAGGAUUACAUCAUGUCACUGGAGCAUAGAUAUAAGGAAAUUGAACUUGAGAUUGUGGAAACAAAAUCUCGUGCAAUUUCUGUGAAAGCACAACGGAGAACAUUUGAAGAAAAAUAUAGAGCAGAAUUGCAACUUGGAGAACGAUUGAAAUAUGAACUUGAAAAUAUUUACAGCAGUAUUGUGGAGUUACAGAACACCAAGUCCAGGCUUGCCUCUGAGAGAAGGAUGAACAGGCUGUCGCACAUCCACACUCACCACAGAUCUGUCUCAGAGGGAACCAGUGACAGCAGUCUUCAGAAUAUCUUUGGGUUCAACAGCAUAGGGGCCACGAUUUAAGUCCACAUUCAAGAAGGAGAGCUUGGUGGGAUAGCUUAAUAAGGCAGGGCAAUGGUCUAAGCAUUUCCAAGGCAUAAAGUUGGUCCACUUCAAACAAACCUUGAAUGA
Molecule: messenger RNA, 824 nt
Organism: Apodemus sylvaticus (European woodmouse)
Lineage: Eukaryota; Metazoa; Chordata; Mammalia; Rodentia; Muridae
Product: ankyrin repeat domain-containing protein 26-like
Exons: 5
Coding region: 60-716 (218 amino acids)
Source: RefSeq, a predicted model, not a curated record